GUCACACAGGUGUAGCCUAUGGGUAUAGAUGACAGCCCUCCCUGAGACGGAGACACUGCCCUGUGCGGGAGGAGGGGCACGUGUUUUGGUUUCACUCAGCCAGUGCAACAGACUUUCAGGCAGAUAGGUUCGGGAUCUUAGCCUAAUGAAAUCAGCUUUAUUCUCGCUGUUGGAGCUAUAGUCAAAUCCCGUGGUGUCGCACACAGCUGUUAUUAGGAUUUUGGGAGAUUCCAUGGUGCACCAGCGGUGUGGAUAGCACUGCCAGGCAGCGCGUAAAGGCUCCAGGAUGACACCAUUAGACGGACAUCAAGCGGAGGAACGGGACUCGCAGAGCCAGGAGGACUCAGAGUGUCCCGUGUGUUAUGAAAGUCUCUCCGGCACCGAGAGGACCCUGAGCUGCGGACACGUUUUCUGCCACGACUGUCUGGUCAAAACCUUGGUCAGUAUCAACAGGGAGGGCGUCAUCAGAGACACCAUCAUCUGUCCCGUCUGCCGACACCUGACUUUCAUCAAGAAGCAACAGGAGGUUGGGGUUCCUCUCGCCCCGGGGAAAGAGGCUGAGGAAGGAGGCGGGCAGACCUUGAAGGUUCCUGUCCCUCCACCAGCACCUGGUAACCCACAGCAUCACCAUGAAGCACGACGCGCGUCAGGGCAUAGUAGCUCACCGUCUGAUUCAAGUGGACUGAGUUGGAUUGUGAGACGUUUUAGGUGUAUUUCAGAGAGAUGCAGGAGUCGACGGAUACUGUCACUGAUCACUCCCGACCACAGAAACUCUCAGAUUUUCAUCAUCAGUGCCCAGGGCCGACCCAUGUCUGAUGAAGAUGCGGUGAGCCUGGACACUAUGCCUGUUGUUCUCCAACCCAACCGCAGGAGACGGCGCGUCAAGAUUUGUACAACAGCACGUUGCUUGGUCGUUCUGCUGGUGAUAUUCACAUUGAUGGCAAUGGUAGCUGCCACACUUCCUUGGAUUAUAUUGGCAUAGCCCACAAAGCCAGAGCCAUAUGGCUCUAGCAUAUGCAUGGUGCGUCAUUGCGCACUACGUGAUCGUCAUUACUAUAUCUUGUUAUUAAUAUGCCAUUUAGCAGACGCUUUUAUCCAAAGCGACUUACAGUCAUGUGUGCAUACAUUCUACGUAUGGGUGGUCCCGGGAAUCGAACCCACUACCCUGGCGGUACAAGCGCCAUGCUCUACCAACUGAGCUACAGAAGGACCAUUGUAUGGUAAUUGUCUCUUCACUCAUGCUCUCAUGAAGACAUGUAAUUGCACUUAAUUAACUGAAACGUGUCACUUUGUCCAUUCUGUCUAUAU
This is a messenger RNA of Oncorhynchus keta (chum salmon), 1308 nucleotides long. RefSeq names its product RING finger protein 222. The transcript has a single exon. NCBI's taxonomy places the organism in Eukaryota, Metazoa, Chordata, Actinopteri, Salmoniformes, Salmonidae. Bases 287 to 982 code for a protein of 231 amino acids. The record is from RefSeq and is a predicted model, not a curated record.